This is a messenger RNA of Notodromas monacha, 6634 nucleotides long. NCBI's taxonomy places the organism in Eukaryota, Metazoa, Arthropoda, Ostracoda, Podocopida, Cyprididae. The record is from the annotation of a GenBank genome assembly.
UUUUUGUUCAGUUCGAAAUGAAUGGCGCGGUUGACCGUAGAUGAACGGUAGUGACCUUGCGGAAUCGGUCCGGAAUACUUGAAAGCAAAAUCCUGGUGCGCAGUGAGAACGGCGCAUCGGCCACAGCCAGCGCUGGACAUGUGACGAUUGUAGCUGCCCGCAGUGACGACGACAGCUGCGGCAGUCGUUUCCCUCGGUACACGCUGACGUGCCGUAAACAUGGCCAGAAGAGGUGGACGUAGAGGAAAGCGACGGGGAGGCCGGGGAGGCACUCGGGGGAAUGCGGCAUCGCGUGAAAUAUCAUCAACGGAGGCGUCAGUGGAAGGAGGUAUUACUCGUGGUUCUGCAUCGUCUGUGGGCUACUUGCACAAGAAGUUCAAACGUGUGGCUGCGGAAGUUCAUGAUGCCAGCGAAGAUGACAAGGUAACGCCUGUGAGGACCAGGGUUGGGUUAUCCCGAGCGACUGGUGCGGAGAAUUCGGAUCCGCUGUUCAGUGGGCCUGGACCAUCCCUCACCACCAGGCCAAGACGGCAAAGUGGAGGGCCUGGAGUCAGUGCUGGCGUCGUGGUUCACUGUGAUCGAUGUGGGCUGAGAUUUAAAACCAAAGCGAGCUUGCAGAAGCACAGGCUGUUGACGCAUCGGAUCCGCGAUGAAGGCAUGGAUGUUCCGGGCUAUCUGCGUGUCAGAUCAAAUGCAGUGACGAUUUCGGCUGCUUCCGGAACGGGAGAGAGUCAAAAUGGACCAAAACGUGAUGCUCAGCCUGCGUUGACACCUACGGAAUCGCGAGGGGCUAUCCAAAACGUAGAAAAGGAUUCCGGUACUGAGCCAAAGACGAUCUACAAGCCCAAAUUUCGUGUGAAGCAUUAUGAAGAGCCCGCGGAGACCGAAGAAGAGUCGACUUCUGUUGAGCUUCGUAAAAAUGCGGAUCAAGUUGUGCCGGCUGUUUCUGUACCUGACGCACCAGUACAAAAGGCUGAAGAGGAGCCGAGCGACGUGCCAUUCGACCUGUCAGCGAAACGUCCACGGUUGGAUGACGACACCUCCGUGCUGUCGAAAUCACCCGGCAAUCGGGGCCAGUGGGAUGUUCACGAAUCUGUCUCUGUCAAAGAAGACGUGCUAGUGAAACUUCGACCUCAUCAAUUUUCGGGAUCGACCGAUGUAGGCUUUCAAGGUGGGUUGGACGUCGUGUCGACUGCUCCUCGACCGGAUAUGCUGAAUCGUGUCGAGCGCAACGACUCGCCAUUCGUCAUGUCGCCGUGUGCGAUCCGAGGUCCGCCGCUGCAUGUGCCUCUGCAUUCAAUGCCACCGCGACAUCAUCCGGGUAUCACAUCAGCUCAGGCGCCUCUUGGGUCUAUAUCGAGUGGCACGCCGAGGCUUUUGCGAGGUGCUGCGGAUUUGAGGCUCCGACCUGAGUCGAUUAAUCCAACCGGUCACCCGUACAUCAUGAGUCCACAAUCCCCGCGGCAGAUGCAUCAAAGGGGAUCUGGUGCAAUGUUGACGAUGCCCACGGGACUACCUCAUCAUCCUCCCCCGCCUGCUCAAAUGCCGUCGCUUCGAAUAGAGUAUCCCAGACCAGCGGAAAUCCAUCACGCUUUGCCCCUCACAAUCGGAUCGAACAAAGGACUCCACCGUGAACCCCGAAGUAGUGAUCCAUUGAAACUUAUCCCUGAUUCAUGCGAUGCACGAGCCUUCUCCUUGAAUCCCGAUCCGACUGUUUCCGUUGCCUCUACUUCCAACAAGAGCAGCGUCCAACCGAACGAGGCUCUCGAAGAGCGAAUCACGAAAAUCAUCAACAACAAUACCGCCAUCGUGGAGGCGCACCCGCUGUGGUCCUCGAAGCGAUACCAACGAACGAGGGAUUCCGUGUCCACGGGAUUCGUUGGACAAAGCCCCGAAAGCACUGCGCACGUGGGGAAAUUUUCCAUGUCAAAGAUUCUUUCUUCAAAAAGCGUUAGUCCGACGCAAAGCAAGUGUAUGCCAAUAGUGACGUCUGGUCAACACCAGAGAAGACACGUAACGCCGGCGUUGUCAGCAACGAGAGCAAUACAAUUCACGCCGCUGCUCAGUCAGUCGGAUCCCCGGUUUUCCGCCGUCGAAAUGUCUUACGUGAAGACUUGUGGGAAGUGCCAUGCCAUAUUUCACAAUGUGGACAGCUUCAGUGUGCACACUAAAAGUUGCGUCGGUCCUUUGAUCUUUGGAAAUGGUGCUAGCACGGUGGAUGUGCAGAACAGAAACAGCCGACCUUUUUCAGAUGUUGAAGAACCCGGUGUAGGAAUUGAUCCUGUCUCUGCCUCGAAGAAACGUCGUAUUGGAAUGGAUGCAGUUCCCCGAGACAGUGGAGACAUCUGCGAUCCUUCGGAAUCAAAGGUGGGGCUGUGGCCCAAGAGCUUGCCUAUGUCUCCUUGGAUGCGUCCUUCGGGACCGGGAAUCCAUACUUGCGGCAGUGAAGUAAAAAUCAAGGAGGGCACGAGCUCGAAAACAGUCACUCAUAUUGGCACGAAGCUGUCUCCUGCCUGCACAGGGGCGCCGACGUCAAAAACUGAAUCCGUUGUCGUCGCAAUUGCCGCGAAAUCCGCGUUGCAUUCUGGGGGAACUAUAAUUCAGUCUGCCGCCGGACAAUCCACCGAUCGACCGGAGAUGCACCCUUUGAACUUGGAUGGUGGUCGAGGGCCGGGCACCGAAAAUAACGGAAUGAUUAGUCAUGCUUCGGGAGCGCUGUACUGCCUGGAUUUGCCGAAUUUGAACCCCAAGUUUCCAUAUUUUUUGGGACCACAAUUUUUGGUUGACAAGAGUAGAGAUCUUAAAUCUGAUAAGCAGAUGACUUCCCUUUCUUCGUCACCUGUGAUAACGUCGCAAAACGAUAGAAGGGGACCGGAACCUCCGAAGGCUUACAUCCCCGGAGGUCAAGGUGGAGACGUCGUGGACCUAAGAACCAGUGGGAUUGAAGCAAUUUCACCACCGUCUUCUCCAACUGUGAUCACGUCGAAUGAAGGGAAAGACCAGCAGGAAGAACAUUCAAGCCGCUUUCCCACGUCCAGUGAAGGUUGCUCAAGUGCAGAUAUCAACAAGACGAGCGUUUCGGGCGAAAGCAGUCCGGAUCCAGAAGACCGUUCGUCAGCUGGAAGAAUUGCUGAUGGGAUGCGUGAAAAAACUCCUCCACCUGUGACGUCUGCGCCUGCCCGUCGACCUAGUUCUUUGACUGUCGCUUCGUUGGUCUCACCUGGCCCUGGUCCUUUGGCUGUGUCGCUUUCCCCGGCGUGUAUCUUGAUGUCACCGGAGACUCCCCGCCCGCGACGGAGUUACACGCAGUUGUUUCUCAACGGACACGCUUACACGUAUUUGGGACUCAAGUCCAACGCCCAUGUGACGUAUUGUUGCGUCUUCAACUUGCAGCCGACUUAUGUUCCGGUUUCUGCGACUGAAGAACCGCACUUGUCCAUGUAUUCCAUCUGGCAGGUGUUGCCGCCUUCAACUCCCGACGCCGUUGGACUGACGCCUGGCGAAGCCAUGAGUCUAUACGAUUCAAGUCGGAAUCAGUCGCCGCUCCGUCGUCGUUUUGAGCCGAUAUGUGUGCCGACGCUGGGUUCAGGUCCCGCGAGUUUGUACGCUGUAGCGUCUCUCAAACUGAAGACUGCAGCGAAAAAGGAUACGGAGAACGAAGCGCCGAAAUUGACGAAGGUGUCGUGCUAUGCGGAUAGAGUUGACGUCUCUCCAUCGAAUGCUUGGAGCUUGUGCCUGAUCUGUGGCGGUUCGAAGACGGUGAAGGCGGAACCGCACACCAAACCGGGACGAAACAAAGACGGGGAUGAUUCAAAUCAUUGGAAUGCUCUGGAUUUAGUGUCACCUUGCUCCAGUUCUGCGCGUCCUUCCGAUUCAGGCCGGGAGACGGGUGUCAAGGCGGAAAUCGGUCCUGGUGAAGCAUCACAAUCUAGUCAUUCUGUGUCGCCAACAGCUAUGGUGUCUGCAUCUGACGUUUCCACCAAUCUGAUUGCAUUCACUAGCCGUAUGUCGCCAGUCGUGACGCGUUCCAGUGUCCCUUCAGUGAAAGAUGGGGGCCAAAAGGAUUCCUCCCUUUCCCUUUUUGGCAUCACGAAGUUGAGUAAGGCUGCGGAACGCGAAAUGCUGAGUCAACUUUCAUCUACUUUCCUUGCAAGGACACCCCCCGCGGAAGAACGGAGUGUUUGCAAGUGUUUCGCGAAGCAUUUGUCUACACCUUGUGGAUACGUCGGUUCUCGAUCUGUUACACCGGUGUCGACUGUCCAGGUAGCAACGACCGCAACAGUGAAAGUAGAAGCGGAUGAAUCGAGCGAUGCGGAAAAGAAGUUUGCGUCGCCGCAAAUCCCUGCGGAUGAAGGCCAGAAGUGCUCUGGCGGCGAGAUGGACGAGGAUGACGAUGACGUCGAGGAGGACGUGUUGUCUGAGGACGAGGACGUGAAGGAGGACCUGUCGGGUGAAGCAACGGAUGCUGUGUCGUGGGCGCAGCAUCACGGCGACAAAGACGAUCUGGGUUCAGGAGAUGAAGACUGUGAUGGGGAGCCGAUCGGAAAUGCUUCUGUGCCCGGACCGCUUCAGCCGAGGUCACAGCUCAGAGUCGCUACUGUGCACUCUGCGCAACCGACUUUUGGCAGGGUGAGCAGCGAGGAAGACCGGUGCGUGUGUGAGAUUUGUGGAAAGGCAUUCCUGAAGCCGAGCCAGUUGCGCAUCCACGUGAACAUCCAUUACUUUGAGAGGCCGUACCGUUGUGAGUCAUGUGCCGUGAGUUUCAGGACACGCGGCCACCUUCAGAAGCAUAAAAAGUCCGUGUCGCACUUCAACAAGCUCAACAUGAAUCUUGCCUUCGGGGCUCCGACACACGACAAUCCGAGGCCUUUCAAGUGUGCGGAUUGCAACAUAGCGUUCAGGAUCCAUGGCCAUCUUGCCAAGCACUUGCGCAGCAAAUUGCACAUAAUGAAGUUGGAGUGCGUGGGGAAGCUGCCUUUUGGCACUUAUGCAGAGAUGGAGCGUGCCGGAGUGAGUCUCAACAACAUCGACACUUCCGACUGCGAAAAUUCCCUCGACUCGUUGGUGAGGGUUGCAGCGAAACUCAAUCUGGUCGCUACGACAAACGCGUCGCAGACACCGACAACGUCUGGCAGUGCCGCCCCAGUCGCCGUGGAGAUUAGCAAAUGACUUCCUUCUCCCGAGUGUUUCAAAAUAACUGUGAUAGAGAAACAAAAAGAAAAAUGAAAGCGAAAAGAGUCGGUUCCCGGCCCUUCCCCCAGACCCCUAUAUUGUCGUUAUGGUUAUUUUAUGUAGAUUCCGGCUGCGUUGCGAAUUUUUGCGAGUAUUUUUGCGUAAGCUUGGGAAUCUUGAAGGAUUAUUAUUUUUUGCUUACGAUCUCUAUCUCUCUUUCACUCUUUCGCCAUGUUUCCAAUUUUUAUUCCAUCGACGGAAAAUUUCCGUUCCUCGCGAUUUCCUUUGUAUACGUUUCAAACGAAUGCUAGGAAAUUCCUGGAUCCAAAAUUUUUACCCGACAAGUUCUUCAGGAGUAGGCAAAAUUUGUGAUACUCGUUCGAAUCACGAAUGACCUCGCGAGCCGAAUUCAUGGAUAUUCGCAAUAUCGUAUCGGUAGGAAGGGAUGUGGGUUCAAUAUCAAAAUGAUUUCUGCUUUUAAAAAUUUGUUUCAGUCGAGCGAUUGAAGCUUCGAUUCAAAGCAGAGGUUGAAAAAGAGAUAAGAAACCGUGUCAGCUUUCCGGUUCAUGUUUUUGCAUCCGUUUCAUGUUUCUGAACUCCACGGAUCCCUGCUUUACUUUGUCAAUCAUAUUGUCCCCACCUAUUGUCGCAUUUUCUUUUCAAGAACAAGAAAUGCGUGAUCGCAUUUUUUCAAUGAUUCGGACAUUUUGUUCGCUGUUGCCCUGUUGGGGAUGUUGACUGCGUUGGCAAGAUGGCGUUGAGAAGCUGUCUACAAUUCAAAAAUGGCAGAAACGUAGGCCUUCCGAAUUGAAAGAAAGCUAGAAAAAGAAGUUCGUGAUACCUUGAGUGAAGAGGUGUAUACAGGAUGGAUUUGGUCUGUCAUCAAUGAAUCAUCUGUUCCGCAGUCUUAUCCUUAUUGGACGCAUGUAGAUAUAUUUGUAUUUUACUUUCAACCCUCGGAAUGUUUUCUUUGGUAUUUUCGAAAAUUCACGCUGCUAUAUUUUUUGAAGCGUCUCUCGAAUUUACGUCUAUCUUCAUUCGCUUAUUUCAUUAAAUAUCAUAAGAUUCUCUCUCGAUAGCCGAUUUUCUUUUUUACCUGGAGGGAACCAGAGGGCGUUUUGAUCCACAUGAUUUGUACAAGAGCUGGACACCAGAACAUCUGUAUGGUUGUGUCGGGUCUUUUUUGUUGAUGUUCUGUUCCUCUCUUGGUGUAAUUCAUGGGAACGUGAAUCGUGUGAAUCAUGAAAACGUGAAACUGUGGGGUUUCGGAAGAGGAAAAGUGAAAAUAAACUUGGAUCCGAUGAUUGUGAUUUUGAUCGCUUGUGUUUGUUUGAAAUAUUUACACGUGGGGAGUGUGAAUAUCUUGGGGAUAUUGUAGUUGUAUGUUACGAGGAGGCAAACGACUUUGAAUAAUACUCAGAAUAAGUGACCCAAUUUUUAUUGAAAUACAGUAAAAAUCAGC